AUGUACAGCGUGGAGGAUCUCCUCAUUUCUCAUGGAUACAAGCUACCCAAGCAUACCACCGCCUCGGCAACCCCGACCCCAACUCCUGCAUCGACAUCCCGGCCGGCGUCUUCCUCUUCACCUCCAUCUUACAGCAAACACCAUGAGAGUUUGGGGAGCAGGCCAAACAGCAGAACACUGAACGGGUACGAACGAGGGUCGAGAGCAGCAUACGGAAAUAAAUGUGGAAGCAGGCACCCCCAGGUGUACGUGACUGGAACUAGCUGUCUCAAUAACAACGUUGAACCCAGCAACAGGAGCCAAUCCAGGCAGGAGGGGGAAAUCCAGAGUCAAAUUGAAACUCCUUCCUUCGGAGAGUCAUUGACCUCAGACAGCGGGUUCUGUGAUGCCAGCAGAGGUCAACAGAUCCAGUCCAAGGAUGUAUCCUUUUGGAGGAGGAGAGGCCAGGAUUUUACUGUUCUGCUGGACUAUGCUGACCAAAGAGAGUGCCAUGCAGGUGGACAUGGGGAAUAUAUCAGACCAGAGGGACCUCAACAAGCAAGAGGUCAAGAGUUGCCCUCAGAGGAGCGUCAGAGAGUAGCCCAGGAGCGGCAACGCUGGGCAGCUCAGGUACAGGCCCGUGCUAAAGAAAGGGAGGCAGCGCUCAAACAGUGGAAGAUGGCCACUGAGAGGAAGUGCCAGAGCCUGGGGACAAAUGAGUGGCAUCCAGCUGUCAGUUUUAGUCGCCAGAUGUCGCAGAGUGAUGGUGAACGUUGGGCACAGGAACAGCAGCGGCUGCACGCCAGGACACCAGAGGGAAUGGUAGUCCACCCCAGGACCAAAGCCAAAUCCCAGUCCAUGCCCAGGAUGCUGCGACCUGAGAGCCUGCAGUAUGUGGACACGGCCUCAUGUGGUCAGGACUUGUACAGAAGGGUUAACGGCCACCCACUGUCUCACCACGACUUUUACAGAGCACCCCGCUGGCCGGAGAAUGGGAGGCCAGCAAGUGCCAACCAAUUAUCAUUAACGCCAAAGCCCCGCUUCACUCGGCCCCCCAGACCUCCCUCCUAUGAAAUGCACCAGCAGAUUAGGGGAAGCUGUGAAGUAUUGUCUGGGAGAGAGUCGGUUAUUUCCCAUUCCAGGGACAGGACUCCUCUUCCCAUCAUACGAACAGGUGAUGCUCCAAUUGACUAUUUUGCACAGGAUUCUGGCCCUCCAGGCUACAUCCCACCCCCAUCAUACAAACGAUCCCCUGUGAUUAUAGGAGGGCGCCGGGGAUAUGGUGAGAUUGCAGUUGAUUACAGGUACAGAGGUGAUAUGUACCAGCAGAUUCACGUGGCUCCUGAUGGAUCACAUUGGAUUACUCGACAUCCAGCAGGUCCUUGGUCUGAGUCGUCAAGAGAGAAGUGCAUUGCAGGCCAGAAGCACCUCCAUCCUGUGUGUACUUCACAAGGGCAUCCAGGUGGAGGGGUCCAGUAUAUCUCCUUUGACGAUCCCCGCAUACGGCACAUUUCCUCAGCUCUCGGUGGCAAUUCCCUCACAGACGCUGACAAAAUACGUCACAUCCGCAACGAGCUACCCAGCACCACCGUGUCGGAACCAGCAUCCGGCAACAGUGCCUUUUCGCCCCCAUCAGCGGGGCCUUUUAUCGCUGCCAAACUGGCUAGUGAUGAUAAUCAGACAUCUUCAUGUGACUUUGACAAUGACAAUAAAAGGUGGCACAGCAAUUUGCACAAAGCGACUGUCGAUAACUUCUCAGCAACUGACCAAAAUUGCAAUACGUAUUCCAAAAACCAACGUCCUCCUCCAUCCCCGUCUUCAGCCUUUCAGGCCCCAGUAAGAAGGGCAGCGUCUCGCCAGGGGUCCAGUUUAGAUCAGGUCUUUGCAGAAACCAUCACGCAAGUGAAAAAAAUUGUCCCAGAAUCAGGGAUGGACAGUAACAGAAAUUCAAAGAGAAGAGUGAGUGAGACCAUCUUCUGCCUUGUGUCUGUCCCCCUUCACACACCAACUAACCUUAACAAAGAUUUAUCAGCAGAUCAAAACAACAAUGACACAGCACGAAGUCUGACUGUGACCAAUACAGAAACCUUCGCUGUAGGCCUAAAAGAAACCCAUACCUUGCGAAGCAAGUCGGUGAAUGAGAUGCCCAUCAGAGUCCACUAUUCACAUUUUCAUACCACCAGCACUUCCUCGCUGAGGAAUUACAAGAGGGCUCCUUUAAGAAAGGAGAUCAUCGAUGCUUGGGCACUUCAAGCCAACGAGGAAAAGCAGAUGUGUUAUUCCGGGUCUUGGCCUGGAAAUCAAUACCGGAACCAGGAAACCCAGACUGGCUCACCCUUGACAGUGACAAAAAGUCCAGAACCCCAAAGCCCACCUGGAGGACAAGAGCCCGUCCACUCCGCCUCAGACACAACAACUGAUAGUGGUGUAGGAACAGAUAACGGUUCCUCUUACGGCUAUCCCAUGGCUGGCCAGAAAAACCUCAAUCCCUCCAGCAACAGCGCCUUCUCCCGACUUAGCAACAGCCCACCACAGCAAUCAUCGCAACCUUCUGUGCAACACCUAUCCUCCCCUACCAAACAACACAAUUCAGGAGACACAAACUCAUCCUCUCCAAAAAGGAGCAACUCCAGUCCUCAAGAGUGCGCCGAACAAGUGGCCUUUGGUCAGUUUCUCUUGAAGCCAGUCAACCGACGACCAUUUGAUGCUAUUGGUGAGCUGGAGACCAUCAAUAAAGAGAUGGAAGACACAAUCAGCAAGAGGCGUCAUGUCGGUCGCUCAGUUGAUGAUUUAGAUGGUAUGAAUAAAAGAAACAGCCACUAUAAAUCAGAAACCCGUUUCACAACUGGCCUUGAAUCAGGCAGAGAAGCUAUGAGUCUUCGACCUGUGAUCAAAAUAAGGUCAAAAUCGUUUCCCUCUGCCAAUGAUUUGGAAUCCAUGGACACACAACAGGCUUUCUCCAAACCACAGACCAACAUAGCAUUGACAGAUAAAGUAGGUGUGAUCCAUCGCACAGGCGUGAGACAAGCUGUGUCCUCACUACCCAAAAACAGUAAUUCAAACCGGCUUUAUAGGCAGGAUAUUCCUGUCCCUCAGGAGUCAUUGCUAAGAGAUGUCGGACUAACGGUUUACACAGAGAAUCCUAGUGGUCACGGUGACACAACAGAGCACUCGUCCCAACUUGAUCACAUGGCCCUGCCGGUGCAUUUUCCAAGUGAGAGUGACAAAGUGCAUGUAAAAAAUGGUGACAUUCCAGAGGGCAGUUCUGAGCUCGAGCAUCAACAUAAAGUGUACACUGAGGCAAAGGCUCAGUUAGCCAAAAUACCACAAAGCAAGAGUGAGAUGAAUUUGAGCAUGAAUAAAACCAGGAACAAAAAUUGUAAAUUGCCCAAGAGUAAAAGUUCCCCAUCCGGCAUCCAUCUGAUUAAGGAGGUUUCCUUUGUGUUCAAUGAUGAUGGUAACGACAGAUACUGGGACUCUGAGACUUUAAAACACAACACAAACGGGACAACGAUAGCAGACAUGCACCUUGAGACUUUGCUGAGUCAAGAGAAAGUGAAUGCAUUACCUGCGGAGGACCUGUCUAGUCUUUACGAAGUUAAAUGUGCAAAGGGAAUACCUGAAAACGAGUCAAUCGAGGAGAGAGCUGCCAGAAUUUUAGGUAUACCUGUUCCAAUGGAGACUUUAGGAGUGUCAGAAAAUAGCACGGACUCCCCUGUAGGGGAAAAAACAGGUAUUGUAAGUGAGGAAAAUCAGAAUGCGUUUGAGGAGGCCAAGCAAGUCAAAGAGGAAUCCCUGAUUUUGCCAGAAACAGAGAUGGAAACGGUCAAGGUGUCAAAAUCAGGGGACGAUGUUGAUGAAAAUUGCAGUCAAAGGCACAGCAACAACUACAUGGAUGUUGAUCACAAGAAUGAUACUGUCAAUCAAUCAGCAAUGAUGCUGGUCUUGCCUAAAUGCCCACCAUGUAAUCUUCCCGUAUCCCAACCAAUGACCCCUGAUGAGAUGCUUCAACCAAGUAAAGGAGAAAAGAAAGGCACCACAUCACAACCUUCAAAUAAAUUCAUUGAAGCCGUGCAAGAUAAGCUAAAUUCUUCUGCUUCCGUAUCUGUAACAUCUUUUGGCAGGUCAACCACAGACAGAAUAGCCCGAUUCAAAGAACUGGACUCGGUUUCUCGAAUCAGGCGCCUCAGCCUGAAAGGAUCUGAUUCCAAUCGAGGCUCUAAUUCUGAAGAAAGAGACGGAAGUAGACAGGAAUACUUUUUCAAAGAAAAGCCAAAGGUAGAGUUUGAGGAGAAACAAAAGGAUGAAAAAUGUGAGAAUGAACUGAAUGGAAGGAACAAAGAGGAGGAUGUGGAUUCUCCUGUUGAGCAUGAAAACGCAUGUGAAACGCAGGACGAGGUAACAGAACUCAAAGAGAAUUGUCGAGCAGGUGAAGACAAUGAACAUAUAUGCAAAGAUGGAAAAUCCAGGGAGGUAGAACAGACUGUUGAUUUUGCACUAAAAGCAAUAAAAGAAAGAGAAACAGAAGAUGUUGACGUAAAGACAGAGGAGCCAGAAGGAAAACUGGAGCUUAACGUUAUAGACAACACAGACAAACAUGACACAGCAGAAGUUAGCAGAAGUGAAAUGACAAAUGACGUUAAAGUAGGCAAGUUGCCUAAAGCAAAGCUUCGCACGAAGCUGCAGAAACCUCCGCUGCUUCCUAAACCUCGAAGUGUUCCCAAAAGAGAAAUAACCUUACCACUCAGCUUCAGCCCUGGGACCUUUUCUUCCUCAAAUAUGGAGGAUGAGGAGAUACUAAAUGUCACAGACUCCUACGACCCAAGUCGAGUGGAGCGGGUGUAA
Molecule: messenger RNA, 4824 nt
Organism: Nerophis lumbriciformis (worm pipefish)
Lineage: Eukaryota; Metazoa; Chordata; Actinopteri; Syngnathiformes; Syngnathidae
Source: RefSeq, a predicted model, not a curated record